Molecule: messenger RNA, 3317 nt
Organism: Polypterus senegalus (gray bichir)
Lineage: Eukaryota; Metazoa; Chordata; Cladistia; Polypteriformes; Polypteridae
Gene: zhx3
Product: zinc fingers and homeoboxes 3
Exons: 3
Coding region: 339-3302 (987 amino acids)
Biological process (GO): regulation of transcription by RNA polymerase II
Cellular component (GO): nucleus
Molecular function (GO): DNA-binding transcription factor activity, RNA polymerase II-specific; DNA binding
Source: RefSeq, a predicted model, not a curated record
GUGUGGAGAUGGGGGGGUGGGGAUAGGAGGGUUUUCACGGCUCUCUUUUUCGAGUGACACUGAUUACAGUCCGGAUCUAUGGAUUACGAUAUUUUAUUUAAACCUAAUUGUUCUCCAUCAUCUAUGAUUUUUUUAAAUCUACAGCUGUUUCAAGAUUAUUUGAAUACAUCUUCCCAACAAGGCAAAUGUGCUUCCACAUGCAGUUUGAGAGGUGCAUGGAAGCUUGAAGGAUCAAGGAGAGGUUGCCGGUCUUAUUUCAUAUCAUGCUCUUUGAAAGAAAUACUUAGCCAAACUUCGUCAUAAUCGGAUAACCCUGCCAUUUUCUUUGUGGAUCAACAAUGGCUAGUAAACGCAAAUCCACCACUCCAUGCAUGAUCCCCAUCAAAACUGUGAACCUGUGUGCAGAGCUUGAGCCAGCAAUUGAGAAACCCAGCAUCCGUCCGGAUUCCCCCUUGGAUGCCUUUUCUCCCAACAACGACAGAUGUCAGGACCCCCAAGACUCGGCUCACACUCCUGGAGAAGGAGCGGAGCAGCAGCGGGCAGUAGGGAGCACUUUUAUUUGCCCACCGUGCUUCUUUGAGACUCCAGAUCUCAAUAUGUUUUUAGAUCACAUGAGCUGCAGUCACCCAGACUUCAGGACUGAACCCAGCUUCACUUGCCUGAACUGCGAAGUCUCCUCCAAGAGCUAUGAAGCACUGGCUUUGCACAAUGCCCGGGUGCACUCCAUCUUGAUUGCGGGAGGAAGCUUUUCAGAAGCUGUGACAUGGCAAGUGGUGAAGAGAGAUGGACAUACCACUAUUGAACAGACUUUGAUACUAUCUGAUGGGCCAACGGGGGCACGGGAUUUUGAGAUUUCAAUCACAAAAACCCCAAUCAUGAAAAUGCUGAAGGGCAAAUCUGAGCCGAAAAGAAUCAUUGUGUCGCAUUCAGCAGAAGAACCUGAUGGAGGAAGCAAUAGAGAGAAAAAAGAAGCCAUUACGAGCACAACAGCAGGAGCAGCAGCAGCAACACCCGUUAUUGUUUCAGUGACUAGCAAUGCCGCAACAGGAGUCGCAAAUGGUGCUGUUGGCAAAAUGAUCCAGCCAUCGGCAGUACAGUUAAUGAAUGGUUCUAAUGCAGUGCCUGUCGUCAAGACUGCCAUUACACAAGUUGUAUCCGUUGUCCAAAACCAAAGUGUGCAGCAGCCGCCGCCUCCUCCUCCUCCUCCUCCUCCAAGUUUGCUGGCAUCCACCUCACCUAACCUUCCAAAAGUGAUGAUCCCCCUGAGUAGUAUCCCAACAUACAAUGCUGCCAUGGACACCAACAGUUUUCUCAAAACCUCCUUCAGCAAGUUUCCCUACCCUACCAAGGCUGAGCUGUGCUAUCUCACCGUUGUCACAAAGUACCCCGAGGAGCAGAUAAAAAUCUGGUUCACAGCUCAACGGUUAAAGCAAGGCAUCAGCUGGUCACCUGAAGAAAUUGAGGAUUCUCGGAGGAAGAUGUUCAACACAAUCAUCCAGGCUGCACCUCAGCCCCACCACCCGCAUACCAUCACAGUCCUCCCUGCUUCCCUGGGGUCAGGGAGCAUACCCCACAUCCUCCAGGGCAACCUUGUGAGGCCAGGGGGUGUAAUUGUCACGCAGUCCAUGGUGCCAAAUGGAAUCCAACUCACCAGCUCUCCUGUAUCCCUGGCCGUUACCCCAAAGCCCCAGAAUUCAAACAAGCCUCAAAUGGCCGUCAAACCAAAUGCGGGCAUAAUACCAGACAAGGUAACGGCCGCAGUUGCCAGCACCUGCAGCAGCAGCAGUUCUACUAGCAAUAGCAGUACUACUAGCAGCAGUAGUACCAGUAGCAGCAGCAGUACGAGUAGCAUCUGCACUAGCAGCAGCAGCAGCAUCAUCAAAGUGCCUGGUACGCUGCCGCCCGUCGUCAACGUGACACCCAGCACUCGCACUCUUCCCAGCAGUGUACUUGACCCAAGCUUCUACAAGAAUAAAAAAUCGCAGGAGCAACUGACAGCCCUGAAACAGAGCUUCUUCAGCAACCAGUUCCCCGAACAAGAUGAAGUAGAGCGGCUAACCAAGAUCACGGGACUCACAACUCGCGAGGUUCGCAAAUGGUUCAGCGACAGGCGCUACCAUUAUCGUAACCUGAAAGGUAGCCGCUCCUUGGCAAGUCUAAGCAGUGGAGGAAGUGGCAUGUCGAUGCUGGAUCUUGCAGACAGUCCCAGUUCAGUUGCCGUUUCCUCUUCACAGCCGAUGCACCCAGGGUCCAUGUCCCUUUCUCGCCGAGGUUCGCGAUACCAGACCCCAGAUUUUACCGCUGUACGCUACAAGGAGAGGGACCCGCAGCAAAUUCGGGCUCUGGAGGCCAGCUUUGCAAAGAAUCCCGAGCCGUCUGAAGAAGAGGUGGACCGCCUUAGGACAGACACCAAAAUGACCCGUCGGGAAAUUGAUGGAUGGUUUUCGGACCGCCGUAAAAAAGCUGCUGUCGGUAUGAAGCAAGUCCAGAAUGAAGAAGGGAUGAGUGAGGAAGAAGAUGAGGAAGAGGAAGGGCCAGAUGGGACAGCACUGUGGCACUCUAAACCGCAAGAUGGUGAAGACCGACAAGAGACUGCAUCAGCAGUGCCCAAGGUCAACCCCAUUAAAAUCAAUCUCAAAAUGCUGAAGGUGACAGAAUCGGUUAACGGGAAGAAUGACCCACAGCCAACAGAGGUCAGCCCAUCACCCCUAACACGGGAAGAAAACCCAAAAGUGGCCACAGGGGUGUCUCCCCGUAGCAAAAAGACUCCCAGACAGCUGCAUAUUCUCAAGCAAUUUUUUGCACGCACUCAGUGGCCCACUAGUUCUCAGUAUGACCGCAUGUGUGCUCGGACAGGUCUGCCUAGACCAGAGGUGGUGCGCUGGUUUGGCGAUAGUCGCUACGUCUACAAAAAUGGACAGCUGAGGUGGCUGGAGGAGUACCAGCGUAUGGCAGCUAUGAAAGUAAAGGCCAAACAAGUUCAAAAGGCACUAGAAGAGCACCUUUCUGUGCACAAGUCCCUCAAAGAAGAGCACAUCGGCCAACUGAAGGAGGCAAGUGACCUAACGGAAAAGGAGAUUCGAGAAUGGUUUGCAAAACACAUUGUGGAGGACAGAGAAGCUGAAGCUAAUUCCGAGAAAACGACGGAAGAAAAAGACGGGAAGCCAGGAAUGGACAAAAAUACAGUGACUGAGAUUACGGUGCAUGAAGAACCAGAAGAGCAAAACACUGCAGAGAUCGCUGAACCCCGGCCACCGAGCGCAGAUCAAACAAAGUUAGGUAAGCUAAAAGCCAGACAUUGAACCGUUGAACUUAAU